Messenger RNA from Lathyrus sativus (Indian pea), 648 nucleotides. Lineage: Eukaryota; Viridiplantae; Streptophyta; Magnoliopsida; Fabales; Fabaceae. The record is from the annotation of a GenBank genome assembly.
AUGGAGGUGACUAAGAGUUCCUCCUGGAUUUUGAAAGGAAUCAUGAAGACCAGUCAUAUUAUUCUUAGAGUACAAAGAUACUGGAAUCACAGUUUGAGAGAAGGAAAGUUCAGAAUGGGAGUUGUGUACAAAGAUAUUCAGAACCAGGAACCAAAUGUCAACUGGUAUGCUAUACUGGCUGGGAACAAGGCCAGACCUAGGGCUAUUUUCUGCUUGUGGAUUGCUUGCCAUCUAAAAUUAGCCACUAAGAAAAGGCUUGCCAAUUGGGGUAUGAUAUCAUACAAAACCCGCUGCUUCUGUCAGGCCAGUGAGAACAUUGACCACCUGCUUUUUGAAUGUGAUGUGAUGCAAGAGAUUUGGUCAAGUUUCCUUCAAUGGCUUCAAGUGAGUCAUAAACCGAGUCAAUGGGAGGAGAAAAUUAAUUGGAUUAGCAACUAUUGCAGGGGCAAAGGCAAAAGAGUUGGUGUGAUGAAAAUUGUUAUUGUUGAAACAGUCUACCAUUGUUGGAAUUAUAUGAACAAUACUUGCUUUAAUAGGAACCAAAACAUAGAUAAAAUAGAAGUUGUAAAUAACAUUAUAGAGUUUAUUAUUCAGAGGGGCUCGUAUAAUCGAAAAUAUAGGAAGUAUAUAGCUUUGCUUAUGAUGUAA